Molecule: messenger RNA, 2931 nt
Organism: Trypanosoma conorhini
Lineage: Eukaryota; Euglenozoa; Kinetoplastea; Trypanosomatida; Trypanosomatidae
Product: ER to golgi family vesicle transport protein
Exons: 1
Coding region: 1-2931 (976 amino acids)
Source: RefSeq, a predicted model, not a curated record
AUGAGCUCCAUGGAUGCUCACUGGAGGACGUCCCUCCAAGACGACAUCCGCUCCUCCGAGGCGGCGCUGCAGCGCCUGCGUGGACGACAGGCAAAGCACGAGGCUUCGCGGAAGUUGCUCGCCGCCGCCUUUGACGCCCCGCACGUGUCGCCGCUGGGCCUCCCGCCGCACCUCCCCUCAUCACAGGCCGAGCUCGCCGACAAGUUCAUUUGUCUGCAGUCGGAGGUGAAGAAUUGCAUGACAGAGCUAGAGACCGAGCGAGUUGUGCGCGCCGACGGCGUCCGUGAUGUGCAGCGGCACGUCAGCAUCCAGGUAGGGGAGCUGAAAGCGAUGUUUCAGCAGCUCAAGAGGGAAAACGAGUACCUGACGGAGACCGUCCGGCUUCUGGAGCGACGACUGGCGUCGAGCGCCGCCGUUGCGCCCUCUGGCCGCGCGGAUGUGGCCAUCGCUGUCGAGGCCGGUGACGCUGCGGCGACUGCGGCGGCUUCCGCCCCGGCCGGUCUCGUAAAACGCGUGGAGGAGCUGGAGUCCACCGUGACGCGGCAGCGGCGACUGCUGGAGGAUCGGCAAACACGACUGGACGGCGUCCUCCGUGAGAUGGUGGGGGUGCGGGUAGACGCCGGUAUCGAGCGGGUGCGGUCGGUUGCCCGGGAGACCGCCAGGGACUCCGUCGAGGAUCUGCUGCGGCUGCGCCUUGCGGCGGUGCAGGGCAUGUUUAACGGCGAGCUGCAGAAGGUGAUGCAGUCCAGCGGGGUCACCGCCGAGGUCGCGACCGCCACGGAGAGGCUGUUUCACAAACUAGAAGAGGAUCUCCUGCGGCGUGUGCAGGAGGUUAGCACCGCGGUGGAGGUCGUUUCGCAAGGCAGCCAAAAGCACGCGAGCGCCCUUGGCGACGUGGAGCGGCGCCUCACGCAGAAGCUGACGGCGUUGGAGCGGGAGGUGGAGGCGUCGCGGCGCGAGAUGCGGGAGGGCAUCGCGCAGAACGCACAGGCGGCGGAGGAGCGCGCCGCCGCUGCCCGGCUCGCCCUCGAGUCCGCCGUGGCCGAGCGCAUCGCCGAGGCGCGUCAGGGCACAGCCAACAGGGAGGAAAUCGUGGCGGCCGUCACAGCCGCGGAGGGGCGACUCGAGCAGCAGUGCGCCGCCGUGCGGAAUCGCCUCGCUGCGGCCCUGCGGGCGCACGACGCCGACGCCGAGAGGCAUCACAAGCAGGUGACGCAGCUGGAGGAGCGCCUGAAUGGGCUUCAAGACGCCACGGAGGAGGUGCAGCGGGAGGUCGCCCGUGUCGACCAGCUCGCGGCGGGGGCGAAAGGGGAGGUGGAGAAGUGUGGGCAGCGCAUCCGCGAGGCCCUCGUGGCGGGAGAGGAGGCGCGGGCCGUGGCGAACGACUUCGCUGCCUGCGCCCAAAAGGCGGAGGACGCAGUACGGGAAGGCCUCGUUCGCACCAACGUAGACCUGCAGAGACUCACACACGAGCACGAGAGAAGCACCGUUCAGGUUCGCCAGUUGAGCGAGAAGUUAAUUGCCGCCGAGGCACACCAGGCCGCCGCGCGUGCGGUGCUUGAUGAGCUCACGAAUACGUGCCAAACCACCGUGACGCCGCUGGCCGCGCGGCUAGACGCGGUGCACCGGACAGUGCAGGAGGUGUGCCUCCCUAAGCUAGAAGAAACGUCACAGGCCGUCGCGGAACUGCAGAAGCGGCAGGAACAGCUUCCGGCCGACAUCUCCUCCCUGGCGAAGACCAACGCUCGGCAGUUCUCCGACCUUCGGCGUGAGAUCUCGAGUGGGAUGCAGAGCGUGGAGGAACGCGUUCUUCAGGCCGUGCGUGAAGCCCAGCAGGAGAGCAGCACGGCCGUAACUGGACUGCGAACACGCGUCGACAGCCUCAAGGCAUCCGUGAAGGCACACGACGAGUGUUUUGCCGCCAAGAAUGCGCUGGACACGCUCUCGGGGGAGCUCACGGAAAGGGUGCUGGCUGUGGAGGGCAGAGUCGACGCGGUGGCGCGCCAGUUGCGGGAGGACGCCAAGGCAUCGCCGGCUGCCUCCGUGCCGGCGGUGACCGCGCCCCCGCACGAAGAAACAGAACGCGAGAUGGAAAAAUUGCGGCGUCUUGUGGAGGAUACGCAGCGAAACACCGCCAGUGUGCGGGAGGACUGGGAGCAGCAGAUACGUGCGAGCAUGCAGGAGGAUGUGGAGGGCGUCAGACGCCUCUUGCAUCGCCUGCGUGAGGACACCGCGUCACAGAUGCAGAAGUUGCGUGCAAUGCUUGGCGAGGAGGCGGAGGACCGCUCUCAGCGCGUGGAGGCGGCGACACAGGGGGAGACGCAGCGCCUGCGAACGCAAAUAGACUGCCUGCGUGAAGCAUUAGGCCCAAGGCGUCUCGUGUCCGCCAUCUGCGACGACGAGGAGCUUCUAAGAGAGGUGGCUGAGGCGUUGCGGGGUGUCUUUGCGCCAUGCAGCGAGACGGCCGACGCCAUGGCGCGCGUAAAGCAGAAGGUUCAGCAGGCAGAGCAGCGACUCGGCGAGUUGGACGCCCGUUGCGACACCCACGCGCGUGAGUCAACCCAGCGAAUGGAGAAGUGCGAGUCCUCGCAGCGCCACCACGCCGAUCGGCUGGCCGCGCUGGAGUCGCAGGCGGUGACGGCGGCGGAGGUGUGCAGACGCGGGCGGGAGGAGGGCUUUAAGGACUGCAAGCGCGAGGUGGAUCUGCUUUCAAUGCAGUUUGACGAGCGCGCGGCGGCGCUGCAGAGCGCCUCUGCGGAGUUGGAACUGCAGACACGCUCCAUGCUGUUUACGCUGCGAGAGUUGAAGGAGGAGCAAGCAGCGCUGCGGAAGGAAGUUGCCAUGCGGGCCGCAGACCCGACGAAGGACGACGACGACGACGACGUGACGACGAUGUCAACAACGAGACGGAGGCGUGGAAGUCGCAGGUGA